UUUCCUAUCAGUGUUCAGUAGAGAGCACAGAGGGUGCGUGUGUGGGGAUGGAGAGCCCCAUUGCAUUCCCUUAAUUUGCAAGAACGGUGGAUUUAGGGUUUGGAGGGAUUGCAUUUUCUCAGGGAGUGGGAUCAGGUUGCUUUGUUUUUCAAUUCUUGCCUCUUUGCAAUGGGCAAAUCACCAGGCAAAUGGAUCAAAACCCUUCUCCAUGGGAAGAAACCAUCCAAACCUAGUUUUUCUAAAGGAAGAGAGAAACUAGGAAAUGAGACAGUGGUGUUGGUUGCUGCUGAGGCACCAGAAGCUGAUCAGGGUUUGAAUCCUCCCAUGGCUUCGGAUUUAGCUAUGAACACCAUUGACGGAAAUGAAGAGAAGUUGGAAGAAAACAGAACAACUGCAAAUUUACCUUUUGAAGGGGAGAUAUUAUUGUGGAAUCAAGAUGCAGAUACACAAGAACAACUAGAUGCUCUGGAAGAUCCUGAAAGAAUCAGAAAAGAGAGAGCUGCUACAACUGUUCAGGCUGCUUUUAGGGAAUUUUUGGCUCGUCGAGCGUUUCGGGCCCUCAAAGGCAUAAUAAGGUUGCAGGCGCUUGUUCGCGGGCACUUGGUGAGGAGGCAAGCUGUUUCUACUCUACACUGUAUGUUGGGAAUUGUGAAGUUACAGGCCCUUGCUCGUGGUAGAAAAAUAAGGCAUUCUGAUAUCGGCCUUGAAGUGCAAAGAAAGUGCAUUCUAAUGGAGCCUAUGGAAAGCAAGCUUGUGGAUCCUGUUGCAGUCAGUACAUCUGCACAGAUAGCAAAGCUGUCAGAAAAUGCUCUUAUUUGUAAGCUUAUUGCUUCAUCACCUACUGUGAUGCCCCUGCAAAUCCAAUAUGAUUCAGCAGAACCAAAUUCACUCUUGAACUGGCUAGAGUGCUGGUCAGCAUCCCUCUUCUGGAAACCAGUUCCCCAACCAAAGAAAGUUACUGGCUCAAAAUCCCAGAAGCAGCAUAACUCUCAAACUGUAAGCACUGAAAAAGGAAGGAUGAAGCAUAGCAUCCCGAGGAUCCCUGCUACGAACAAUGACAAUGUAUCAACACAAUCAACCACUGAAUUUGUGAAAUCAAGGCGCACCCUGAGGAAAGUCUCAAGCCAUCCAGAUUCAGUGCAGGAACAUCCACACAAUGAGCUUGAGAAGGCUAAACGUAAUCUAAGGAGGGUUCACACCCCUGUAAUGGAGGGCAAUGUUCAGGCUGAAGAAGACAGUAAGAAGUCAAAGGACAACAAGGAUAAGGCUUUGAGCUCUUCAGGUCAAGUUGUUUCAGACCAGUGCUUGAGUGGUUCUGCUGAGAAGAUGGAAAUAGAGACAACUGUGGUCGUGCCCAAAUCACCCGAUUUAGAAACAAAAACGGAAUUGCCAAUAAUGAAUGAGGCGAGUGGUUUGCUGUGUGAUGAUCAAACUGCAGUUCGAUCAGAGCCGCUAGAAAACAGAGUAGAAUACGAGACUGUUCCUGAGACAGAUGGCGGUUUAAACUCCAGGGAAGAUUUUACUGACAAUGAGAACCAGAAAUACAGCAGAAAAACUUCUGUUUCAGCAAAGCAAGAACGUUCAGACAAUGGGGUACGGAGCAGGUCAAUGGUGCCAAGUUAUAUGGCAGCAACCAAAUCCGCAAAGGCAAAACUGAGAGGGCAAGGCUCCCCAAUGCUCAGUCAAGAUGAGGCUGAGAAGCAUAAUAUCAGGCGUCAUUCUCUCUCCUCUUCAAUUAACGGCAAAAAGAAUUCACCAUCACCAAGGGUACAAAGACCAGUUCAAGCAAGUGGAAAAGGGGGAAAUGUAAAUGUGAAGUUGAUCCAAGCAGAAUGGCGACGAUGAUUUUGAGACCGAGAUUCGUUGUUGAAAAGGAGAAUAAAUCCAUCAUUGCUAUCCAGUUUGCCUUUGUGGUGUGUGAUAAUAUUGUUUAAACUGAAACUUGUACUUGUGAUGAUACGUGUGUGGUGCUCCAAGAGCCAUUCCUGGUUUUCCAAUUGUAUUUGAGGUGUUUCUAAAGUGAGUGUGUAUAUCAUAGGCUUCGGCAUUGCCCUAAACUGCAAAUUGAAUUAGUUCCACAGUUGGUUGUUGCUAACAUGACUUGAGGCUUUUUGUGCAAUCUAUAUGUAUAUAAAAUACAUUUGCCCUUCUUAUUAAGUUGUUGAACUUGUUGACAUGAAUUAUUAUGCAAGUUGAUUGAUUAUUGAGAUUA
Molecule: messenger RNA, 2212 nt
Organism: Cornus florida
Lineage: Eukaryota; Viridiplantae; Streptophyta; Magnoliopsida; Cornales; Cornaceae
Product: protein IQ-DOMAIN 31-like
Exons: 8
Coding region: 169-1845 (558 amino acids)
Molecular function (GO): protein binding
Source: RefSeq, a predicted model, not a curated record